AUGAAUAUAAAAGACCAAUUCCCUAGUGUCCACUGGAUCUGGAAAGGAGGCAUCUCUUUCGUUUACGAGGUUGACCCUCGCAUUGCGGUCAAGGUCCCGCAGUCAGGAGAAGAGGAAAGGGAACAAUUCAGCAAAGAGGUCGAGAUAUACCGCAUAUUCUCACAAAAUCCGCCUUGCCCCUUUAUCGUGCAAUGUUUUCAUAUUUCAGACAAAGGCAUCUUCCUCGAGUACAUGAGAGACAGGUCGCUAUUUUCUAGAAUACAGGAUAACCAUACUUGGAACCGACAAAAUAUGGUGGUUACUAAAGUGGAAAAGUUGGAACCGCUAUCCCUACGAAAGGAAUGGAUAAACGAUCUCGCUCAAGCCGUCGCUUUCCUGGAAUCUCUCAACCUCGCUCACGGUGAUCUACGGCCUGAAAAUAUUCUACUUAAUCGAGACCGACUCAAAUUAUCCGACUUUGAUUACACGGCGAAAAUCGGAAUGGAUCACGAAGCUUGUAUAGGUCCAUAUGGCAGAUUCCUUAAUAGCAACGAACCGGAUGAAGGCAUUUGUGGAAGUUCCGGCUCCCUUGGCUCGCGGACAGAGCAGUUCGCCCUCGGUUCUUUAUACUAUUAUAUCAACUACGGAUUUGAGGUUUACAGAGAUCGCUGUCUUACCGAGGACCCCUACGAACAUGGUCCUAAGACCGUGGAUUUGCUACAGAACAUGGAGUUUCCGGAAUUGAAUGGCAAUCCACGGAUUGACGAUAUCAUCGACAAAUGUUGGCAUAACAAAUAUGGCAAAGUCUCUGAUCUAGCUUUGGACACGAAUCGUUUCUUGAACGAAGGAACUGAAGCGGAAGGAAGUAGCAGAGUGGGACACAGGGAGGAAGGGAAUAGAAAGGAAUUUCUGUUGAAAAAGGAACUCUGCCAAGACCUGGAGAAACGCGGACUUCUUGACUUGCUUUCUUCGGGUGAGCCUAAGAAGAUUGGCUUCGAGUGCCAAUUGUAUAGGUACCGUAUGAAGGCUUGA
This is a messenger RNA of Penicillium roqueforti, 1011 nucleotides long. RefSeq lists its product as uncharacterized. The record is from RefSeq and is a predicted model, not a curated record. Bases 1 to 1011 code for a protein of 336 amino acids. The transcript is spliced from 2 exons. Gene Ontology annotation, molecular function: ATP binding; protein serine/threonine kinase activity. NCBI's taxonomy places the organism in Eukaryota, Fungi, Ascomycota, Eurotiomycetes, Eurotiales, Aspergillaceae. Gene Ontology annotation, biological process: peptidyl-serine phosphorylation; peptidyl-threonine phosphorylation.